GCCGUACUCCGCCGCGAGCGUGUGUCUCAUUUACGAUCCGACGCUCACUAAACAUUCCUCGCGUGCAGUGAAAUUUCACAAAAAUAAUCCGCAUUUAAAACAAAUGGGCGUCGAUAGUGAAACCUAAACUUGUGGUGAUACGAAGUGAUCCGUAAAAAAUAUAUUAUAUUUACUUAUUGACAUUAAGUAGUAGUGCAAGUUUACAUUCUUUCCGAGUUUCGCACCGCUCGGGAAAGGACCGUAGAACCGUGACAGUUCUCUGUGUUUUGUGCGAGUUACUCGAGGGAGUUUCUUUAAGUGGAAGUCGGAGGCCGUCGUAGAAACCCGGCCCCGACAUGGAGAGUUACUUCGACAUCUCCAACGAUCUGAAUGAUGUCUGGGAAGCGGACAUCGACCCGGAGAUGCAAGAUGUCUUAGACGAAGACUCGGAGAUGGGUGACUGGCUGAUCGAGCGAGACUCCAAGCUAGGCGUGGUGUUACACGACAGACUUAUGACAGAUGCAGCCCUCGGCGCAGCCCCCAUCAAGACAGAACAUUCCUACAGUCUCCACUCCGAUGUUGAAUCCGCACCACCUUCGCCACACCACACCAAAGUUGACGACAUGGAAGACGAAUGUUAUCCAGCUAUACCAGCGAGCGCGUGGCGGAGCAGAAGGCGGUCCAGCGAUUCGCCGCCACCAGAAGUGAAGGCUGAACCUAAAUCGGAGCCUGAGUCUCCUGCAUCGUCCUGCCCUCCUUCGCCGACCCCUGGCACGCCUGUUACACACGUCGACUACGUCAUUGACCACACGACCGGAACAAUCCACAUGCCACAAGCGGUGCUCCAGAAAGUCGGGGCGGCGGGGGUGCCGCAGCUACUACUGAGUGCGGCGCCGCGCAUCUCCAUGAAUAACAAUAAGCUCUCCAUUAAAGUCACAUCGUCCGGCACUUCAGCAGGUUUCAACCUGCCUCCCACGCCGCCCUCGUCGCUGUCGUCGUCGGACAGCGAGGGCGCGCUGUCGCCGGCGCACGAGGCGUCCGCGCCGCCCGCCGCGCCCGCCGCGCCGCCGCGCCGCGCGCACCUCUACGUGUCGCACCACUCGCGGCAGCCCAUCAACACGCCGCUCAUCAGCAGCCAGCCGAAGGGUUCAACGGGCACGCUCGUGUUAACAGAGGAAGAGAAGCGCACACUGCUGGCCGAGGGAUAUCCCGUUCCGACGCGCUUACCCCUCACCAAGGCUGAGGAGAAAUCACUCAAAAAAAUCAGAAGGAAAAUUAAAAAUAAGAUAUCGGCACAAGAAAGCAGACGCAAAAAGAAGGAAUAUAUGGACCAAUUAGAGAGGAAAGUAGAAAUUUUAGUAUCAGAGAAUACAGACUACAGAAAGAGGGUAGAAACACUCGAGCAGACGAAUGCGAAUCUUCUGAGCCAGUUGGCGGCUCUGCAGGCGCUCGUGACUCGAGGCGCCAGGAAGUGACGUCAUCAAACGAAAUAGUUUGCGUGACGUCACACUUCGCUCUCACAUGCACAGGGACUUAAAUCUGCAGAAUACAAAACAACAGACGCUCUGACGUCACUCGGCAAUAAACUGCUGCUGGAUUCGAUCACAAAUAGACAACAACCUUAAUACUUUAACUAAUCUAUGCUUAAAGCGAAACCGGCAUUUCGAACUCCAUAUUAUUUCUCACUCAUUUCUCAAACAGUCUAUAACGCUAUUUGUUUUUGCUCACUGUACCUUCCAAUCUGUGUUUCGAUGUUUGCUAUUAAAAUAGAACUUGUAACAGUAUUACGGCCGGUUCACGUGAUCAGACAACUGCGGAAAUAUAACCUAAAAAGGCUGUGAGAACUGACAGAUACGAUUUCUCACAGUUCCUAGUGUACAUUCACCUAUGUAUUAAGUGAACAGUGACAACGAUACUGUCCCCAUAAUGAAGUGUAUAUUUUGUCGAUGUAUAUUUUGGAUGUAAUUUACGAACCGUUACGUAGUAUCCAGAGACAAGGACUGUUAGUUGAAUGGUUGCUCAUUGUAUUUGUUAGUAAAUAGUUACGCUGUGGUGCUGGAUAUGAUAUACCUGUAUUUUCGUUUAAGGUAUAGCAAAUUUCGAGUGCCACAUUAGAUAUUUAUUAUAAACUCAGCACGUUUUAAGUGAUCGUUAUCAGUCGACAGCGAGCGGUACCGGGUCGUGGACGAAUGUCGAUACUUAUUUACGCGUGUUUGAAAUCUCGUAAUAUAUAUUAGAUGUAUGCCUCAGGGCGGAUAAUUUAAGUUUUCAUUCGUGCGUGUUUUUAUUAAAAUAUGCAAAUAGUUUAAGGAAUUUUAAUUGUUACCUAAAGCGUUCGCGCGACCGUCGCGGGGAGCCCCUCGCUCGCCGCGACCUUGAGUUCUGUCGAUCACAUUACAAUGUUAUUGGUCUUACAGUUUAUAUCGGUUGUUGUGAUUUGACGAGGUGUUAUAGGCUUGUGGAACUGUUUUAUGAUGGUUUCCUUUAUAGUGACUUUAGUACGUCCCAUAUACCAACGCGUGGCCGAGUUCGUGGUCGAGUCGAUACUGUGCGGUGAUAUCGGGAACCUUAGUAGCAUAAUAAUGUAAGGCGAACACACCGUGAGCCUUAUCUUUUAAUAUUGAAUUCCAUGAAUUUGCAUUUAUAGCGAAAUGUGUAUCGUCCUAGAGAUUGUAUCAUGUAUUUAAGAUAACGUUUAGAUAUACGCAUCAAAUAGCGGACCUGAUUUGUAUGCAAAAAGAAAUGUCUUCGGUAACGUCUAGUCUCUGUAGAAACAUUCGAGGUCUCGUUGUGGAGGCGCUCGGGUCGAGGAGGUUAGCAAUCCAUUUGAAGCUGCGCUCUAGAUAGACAAGUACAAAUAACUGCAUGCCUUUCAUGAAAAUAACGUAACUAACUAUAUUAACUAUGAAAUUUAACAUACAUAACUUAAAUAUAUUAUAUUCAUAGAAUCUCGCAGUUCUUAUGUAUCGUAGGUCUUGCCAACAAAGUGCGAAUUUGAAAUCCACAACAGCGGCCGAGGGUCACCGUCUUUGUGAGCUAACAUUCUUUUAUACUAAACAUUCCAUGUAUCUAUUUAGUAAUGUGAGUGACUUAAAGUGAGCUCGAGUACUUAUCGAUAUAUAACUUAAUUUCUAAAGCCUGUACAAAUCAUUACCUGUUAAUUUCAUGUUUUAUAUGUGUUAUGUAAGAGUUUCAUCUUUAAAAGCAUAAUCGUAGCUGUGGUAUGUUGCGGAGUUUUGUCAAUUCGGAAUUAUUUUCACAAUAUUUCUAUACGAAUUAAUCAUAUUCUAUAUUUAAAUCUUUAUAGUAUUCAUGGUAUUAAUAAAUCUUCAAUUAAAAACAAGUUAAGCGAUAACGAAACUCUAAACAAACAUUUUCGAUAAAUUCCGAAUGUGACAAGGUUCCAAAUGAAUAGUAUAUGUUCAAAAUGUUAAACUCAAUCGAUCGGCAUAUUCGUGUUAGUAUAUUAUAUUUACUAUGUGUGCAAUUACUAUGUUCUCUUUUACAUUUUUUAGAAGUUCUUCCUAUUUAGAUGUAAGAGAAUAGAAAUUUAUUUAUAUCGCUCUGUAAUGUAAUACUUCUCUCCCCGAGCCGGGAAUAAUGUUAAAAGAAUUUAUCGAGAUAUAUUUUAAGAGAUUUUUUCUAAUGAAAUUUUAGAAAUAUAUAUAUAACACUGUUUUACGUGUCUGUCGCUAUACGAGUAAGGCUAGGUUAGUGUAUGUACAUAUAUACAAUUUUAUCGUGGAAACUGCAAGCGUGCCUGCCUAACAGUUAUUGAUUUUACCAUAAACUAAGAAUCGAACAUAUGAAUAAAUGAAUGGUGAUUUUUGAGAAUGCUGUAUUGUAGAAAACUAUACAUAAAAAUAAAGUAUUUAACUUUGAUAUAAUAUAUUUAAUUCCUAACAUGGCAUUUACCGUCUACAGAGGAGUGAUUUAAUUGAAAACGACUUAUAGAAAUUUACUAAAGUAGUUGAUAUUUUAAAUGUAUCGUUAUCGAGUCCGAUCCUAGAGUCGAUAUGAAAGGAUUUAUUGUAAACAAAAUGCCAAACUUAAAAUGCAUAGCUGGUGUGAGAUCACCGCAGAUUGGGUGACUACGUUGUAGAAUCCAUUCGAGACAAUCCACGAUAUAAUUAUAACAAUGUAAUAUUGAAAUAUUUUUUAUAUUUAUUAAAAAAAUCUCGAAUGGGUUGUACAGAUGUCGAUCCACACCGUGUCGUUUUGUUAUUAUUGAAGUGUAAUUUUAUUGAUAGUUUUAAAUGUUAAAACUAUUCACUGUUACCUUGAGUCAUGAUUUGUUGAAUCGUUUUGUUUUAUUAUUAUAUUUCAAUGACAUUGCGGAUUUUACUGUCACCCUUGAGCUAAUAAAGCGUCGGAUAU
Molecule: messenger RNA, 4356 nt
Organism: Vanessa atalanta (red admiral)
Lineage: Eukaryota; Metazoa; Arthropoda; Insecta; Lepidoptera; Nymphalidae
Gene: CrebA
Product: cyclic AMP response element-binding protein A
Exons: 7
Coding region: 336-1454 (372 amino acids)
Biological process (GO): regulation of transcription by RNA polymerase II
Molecular function (GO): cAMP response element binding; DNA-binding transcription factor activity, RNA polymerase II-specific
Source: RefSeq, a predicted model, not a curated record